Cryptomeria japonica (Japanese cedar) is the source of this 1381-nucleotide messenger RNA. Its product is annotated as F-box/kelch-repeat protein At1g15670. The record is from RefSeq and is a predicted model, not a curated record. Lineage: Eukaryota; Viridiplantae; Streptophyta; Pinopsida; Cupressales; Cupressaceae. The transcript has a single exon. Gene Ontology annotation, biological process: regulation of phenylpropanoid metabolic process; negative regulation of cytokinin-activated signaling pathway. Gene Ontology annotation, molecular function: protein binding. Bases 83 to 1135 code for a protein of 350 amino acids.
UAAAGAGUUAUCAAAAGUCCGGAAAUCUCAGUGCUUGACCAUUUUCUCUGCUUCAAACACUUGUGGGUGGGUUUGCGUAGAUAUGGAGCUUCUCCCGGAAGAAAUAGAGCGAGAAUGUCUGCUAAGAGUGUCGUAUAAAUCUCAUCACAAUCUUCGUGCCGUCUGCAGAAGUUGGGAAGCGGUGGUGAAGAGCAGUCGAUUCUACCAAGACAGGAAGAAAUUUGGGAUGGGCGAAGAGCGUAUAUGUUUGAUCCAGGCUCUUCCCCAGCAACACGAAUAUAAGCAGAGAUCAGCACCGGCUUAUGGAGUAACCAUUUAUGAUCCUCUCAAAAGCUCAUGGGAAAGACUCCCCAAUAUUCCCACCGGAUUCCCACUGUUUUCUAACUGUGUUUGCGUCAAUCAAAAGCUUGUUGUGCUUGGAGGCUGGAAUCCUCACACAUGGGAGGACAGCAAGGCAGUUUUUGUGUACGACUUUUGUUCCUGCACAUGGAAAUCGGGCACCGACAUGCCUACGCUGCAAUCUUUUUGCGCUUGCUCUGUGUCGCCGCAGGGACUCAUUUACGUGGCCGGUGGACAUGACCAAAAUAAAAAUGCCCUGCGGAGAGCAGCAGCAUAUAAUGUAGAGAAAGAUAAGUGGGAAGUUCUGCCUGAUAUGCAGUCUGAAAGAGACGAGUGCCAUGGUGCUUUCCUUCAGGGGAAGUUUUAUGUCAUAAGCGGCUAUGAAACGCAGUCGCAGGGUCGAUUCGAGCGGAGUGCACAAGUUUUCGAUCCAGAGACUAGAUUAUGGAGUACCCUCGAGAAUAUGUUUAAGUUUGGAGGAUCGGCUCAUGCCUGUGUGGCUGCAUUUGGUAAUCUUUAUUUUUUUGAGAAAGAUGGUGUGAUGGAAUACGAUUGUGAAGGAAAUGAAUGGAGGAAGGUGUGCUCUCUUCCUCUUGAUAUCAAGAAUGUUACGCGUGCUUCGGUAUGGCGUGAGUCUGUAUUUUUGUGUGGGUCUGCUAAUGGAAGUGGGGAUACUGUGUUCUAUAUGUUUAGACCUCCAUCUAAUGGAGAGGUGGGCUCUCAGAACUGGAUUCCUGUUCAGAGGCCCCAAAAUUAUAUGGGCUUUGUUCAAUCCUCUGCUAGUUUAGAGAUAUGAAAUGUUGCUUUGUUCUUUUUAUGUCAAGUCCCGAGAGAGUCUUUGUUAAACACACACAGAUAUUACUUUCCUCAAAGAAUAUUAGUUUAUUCUGUAUGCGAGGCAGAAUUUCUGGGAAACAUGGAAGGUAUUAACGUUUGUGAACAAUGGACUGUUAUUUAUAUGAAAGUUCUCACAAUAACAUCUAUUUUAUUUGUAAAUUAAUUAAUUGAAUAUGAUCAAUAUAUACAAUUAAUUUAGAUAUAA